AUGGACGAGACCGGAGUCAUGCUCUCUAUACUAGGAUCUGUGAAGGUGCUCGUAGGCCGUGAUGACACGAGAGCCUACAGAGGCGCGCAAGUCAAGCGCACGACCGUGACUGCUAUCGAGUGCAUUAGUGCAGACGAGAGAUGCUUGUCGCCGAUGAUCAUCUGGCCAGCUGCCACCCAUCGGAGUAAUUGGACCACGUUUCCGACUCCCGGUUGGCACUACGCUUACUCGGAAUCCGGAUAUACUGACUCUCAGAUAAGCUUCGAAUGGCUUCGCCAGGUGUUCGAUCCGCAGACGAGGGAUCGCGCUAACGGUCAGCCUCGUGUAUUGAUCUGCGAUGGCUUCGGCACGCAUGAGACCCUUGAUAUCCUAGAGUUCUGCUUUGCGCACAAUAUCAUCCUCUGUCGCCUGCCGUCCCACACGUCACACAAAUUGCAGCCUUGCGACGUUGCCGUUUUUGCCCCACUCAAAGCCGCUUACCGUGACAACGUCGAGUGCAUCGAACGAGGCGGCCAUUUUACGUAUCUGUAUGGACCCGCUCGUGAAAGGGCAUUCACGAAGCGUAACAUCUCCGCUGGGUGGAGCAAAACAGGACUGUUCCCGUUCAAUCCCGAUAGGGUCCUGAGAGAUCUGCCUCAGCCUGUCUGUGAAGCCGACCACCCGACUAUGGUACCUGUCGUAGAGACGUCCUUACCUCCCAUACCCGUGACACCCGUGACGCCGGUCUCUGCAGAAUCUGUCGUCGCCUUGCAGAAUCUCAUCAUCGGUCAAGACGCUCAAAGUCUUAACGCUACGAGCAAAGAGAGCCUCGAACGACACGUCGCAAACUCGAUGCAGCGUCAUCGGAUCGAUCUGCUGCUGAAGACAAACGAUGAAGCUAAGCCUCGCCGGGCAGGCAGGUCGGUCGUCCUUGGGAAGGCUCGAGUCAUGAGCUAUGAUGACCUGGUGGAAGCACGCAAAAAGCGAGCUGAGAAGGACGCACUAAAAGAGCAUAAGAGGGGUGGCAGACGUAACAAGCGACAGGACGGCGACACGGUGAGUGCGGCAAUAGUCGCGCCAACAAUCAACCUGUCAUUGCGCGAUGACCGCGCUGUGAUGGAACCGGGCUGGGACGGAGAACGCGAGGAUUCAGCAUGGUGUGCGCCGAUCGCUUAUAUGUAUUGA
Dissoconium aciculare CBS 342.82 is the source of this 1164-nucleotide messenger RNA. Its product is annotated as DDE-domain-containing protein. Gene Ontology annotation, cellular component: nucleus. Bases 1 to 1164 code for a protein of 387 amino acids. Gene Ontology annotation, molecular function: DNA binding. The record is from RefSeq and is a predicted model, not a curated record. NCBI's taxonomy places the organism in Eukaryota, Fungi, Ascomycota, Dothideomycetes, Mycosphaerellales, Dissoconiaceae. The transcript is spliced from 3 exons.